AUGAAGGAGUCCCUGGUGGCGCCAUCGUCUCUGGCAGGGCCACUGGCAUCGCUGCCCCCCACCCCCCUCCUAAGGAGGGCUCCCGGGGGUUCCGUUGCCCCUAGGAGGGCCCGAGGGGGCGCUACCGCCCCUGGGAAGGCUCUAGGGACCCCCAAGGCGGUGGCACCCCCAAGGAUCCUUCCAGGGACGCCGGCUCCCCCCGGGACCUUCCCAGGGGACGGUGCCACCACAGGAAUCCUACCAAGGUUCCCAGGGGACCUAUGGAAUGCUUGUUCAUUGUGGGUCCUACAGGUCUGGCGCUCCCAGAGCCCUCCUAGGAGCGGCGUCGCCCCCAAGGGCCAUUUCAGGGGUGGCAGCACCACCAGGGACCCUCUACCAGGGGUGGUGGCAUUCCCAGGGUCCUACACAGGGGCGCCACCAGGGAUACCUUCAGGAACAUCGGCGCUCCCAGGGACCCUCUUAACGGCGACGGCGGCGGCCCCAGUGACUCUCCCCCAAUGGCACCAGCGCGUUCGGGACCCUUCCAAGGCCGGCGUCGCCCCCAAGGACCCUAACAAGGUCCUUCCCAAGGGCGGCGGUGCCCCAUUUACCCUCCCAGGGGCGGUGGCGUCCCCAAGGACCUCUCAGGGGCAGCAGCGGCCCCAGGGACCCUCCCAGGGGCGGCAGCGCUUCCAGGGACCCUCUAAGGGACGGUGGGAAAAUUAUAUAACUUUCCCAGGGGACGUGACGCCCCCAGGGGCCAUCCUAGGCCCCUCCCAGGGACAGUGGCACCCCCAGGGACACUCAGGGACAGCAGAACCCACAGGGACCCCCACGAGCGAUGGCGCUCCGAGAGUUCUAAAUAGUGCAAAAACUACCGCACCCAAGGGUCCUACAGAUCUGGCGCUCCCAGAGCCCUCCAAGGAGCGGCGUCCCCCCCAAGUGCCAUUCCAGGGGCGGCAGCAACCCCAGGGACCCUCUCCCAGGGAUGGUGGCAUUCCCACGGCUUUACACAGGGGCGGCAGCGCCCCUAGGGGUGGUGGCGCCACCCAUUGCAUAGGAGCCACCAGGGACCCUCCUAGAGGCAGUGUUGCCCCAGGAACACCGGCGCUCCCAGGGACCUUGUCAAGGUCGGCGGCGCCCUCAUGGACCCUCCCAGGGGUGGUGGCGCACCCAGGGACCCUUUAA
Molecule: messenger RNA, 1167 nt
Organism: Homarus americanus (American lobster)
Lineage: Eukaryota; Metazoa; Arthropoda; Malacostraca; Decapoda; Nephropidae
Product: basic proline-rich protein-like
Exons: 3
Coding region: 1-1167 (388 amino acids)
Source: RefSeq, a predicted model, not a curated record